This is a messenger RNA of Diorhabda sublineata, 6468 nucleotides long. Its product is annotated as double-stranded RNA-binding protein Staufen homolog 2-like. The record is from RefSeq and is a predicted model, not a curated record. The transcript is spliced from 10 exons. Lineage: Eukaryota; Metazoa; Arthropoda; Insecta; Coleoptera; Chrysomelidae. Bases 322 to 2562 code for a protein of 746 amino acids.
CGUCAAAAGUAGGUUGUUCAUUAGGUACAUUUUAGAAUAACUUCCACCAUUUGCGAUUAUUCUAACAUGGCCGCAUGUUAGUUACUGAUUUUUCUUUAUUGUUUGCCAACGUUUGUUAAAGAUUUAGUAGUGGUGUUUUAAAAUAAAUUUAGAUUGAUCUUAACGGAUAAUCAUAAUUGAAAAGGAUUUAGUAUAGACAUAUACAGAUAAUUUUUGGAAUAAGUUAUACCGGUCUUGGUCUUGUUGAUCUCCUCCCUAUUGAGGUGAAUUGUCAACUAUAGGUAUUUCUAAUUUCCUACUUUUGAUUAUUUCUCAAAUUGAAUGAUGUUGCAAGAACAUCAUCAUAUAUCCCAAAAUGGAAUGCAAAGGAAUGCCAGAAUGGGGAUGCAACAAAUGGGGCCACCACCCAAUCAAAGAAUGCUCAUGAGUAUGCCAGCUACUGGUGUUUUGGUUUCUAUGCCUCCUGGGCCUGGACCAACUUUGAUAACGACAACAUCCAUUCCCCAGCAACCACAACAACCUAAGGCAAGUAUGCAACAGCAAGUCUAUCACUAUGAAAACACUGGCCAACCGACAGAAGUAGAUCAACACAGUACAGAACAUCAGAACUGUUCAAACACUAAUACUUUGUCUACGCCCAACUCUACUUUGGCAAACAUAAAAGAAAAAACACCAAUGUGUUUGGUAAAUGAAUUAGCAAGAUACAACAAAAUUCAACACCAGUAUAGACUCACUGGGGAACAAGGACCUGCCCAUAAGAAAAUAUUCACAGUUACCUUGAAACUCGGUAAUGAAGAAUAUGAAGCAGAGGGGCCCAGUAUCAAAAAAGCCCAGCAUUCAGCUGCCGCUCAAGCUCUAGCUAAAACUGAAUUCAAGCAUCCACCACCAAAAACGGUAAGAAAUCGUCCAGGAAAUCGACCAACUAAUCCGGGAGUUGUUACUCCAACUGUUGAACUCAAUGCUCUUGCUAUGAAGAGGGGGGAACGCACUGUAUACGUUGUUGAAAAUGGGGGUGCCCCACCACAUCAGGGAUACUUAAGUCAGCCUGGCUACUAUCCUCGUCAUAACUUAUACAACGCCCAAACACAACCUCAACGUUAUGGCUAUGAUGCUCGUCGUAAUAUUAGAGGUCAUUAUCCGUACCAUGAUAAUCGUUAUUAUGGGCAGUUUAGACCCGGAGCACCUCAUAACCCAGGAGAUCCAUUUACGGUUCGCUUGAGAGUUGGAGAACGAGAAUAUCCUGGACAAGGAUAUACUGUUCAAGCUGCAAGACACGAUGCCGCUUCUAAAGCUAUCGAGCACAUCAAACAACUAGGUGAUCAAGAACAAAGUGAGGGUACAAUGUCUCCUGAUUCUACCCAACAAAUCUCUAAUGAAUCAGUUCAACAAGGCAGUGCUGUAAGUGACAUCAAUUCUGAUCUGAAAUCCCCAAUUUCACUUGUCUACGAAAUUGCUUUGAAAAGAAACUUAAAUGUUCUUUUUGAAGUUUUGAGCGAGAAGGGACCCCCACAUAUGAAGGUAUUCAUUACGCAGUGUCGCGUAGGCACCUUCGUAGCAGAAGGCGAGGGCAACGGGAAGAAAAUAUCAAAGAAACGUGCUGCUGAGAAAAUGUUGGAAGAGCUAUCAAAACUUCCUCCCUUGCCCAACGUUAUCAAUAUUGCGCAAUUAAAGAGAAAACGAGUUACAAACAAAAAGAAGACUCGCAACUUGAUUAAAGUAAAUACAGACAAAUCUACUGAAGUUGUUGAAGAAAUAAACCCUAUAUCUCGUUUGAUUCAAAUUCAACAAGCCAAUAAAGAACGAGAACCUGUUUACACAGUAUUAGAAGAACGUGGAACUCCAAGGCGCAGAGAGUUUGUUAUUGAAGCUUCUGUCAAUGGACACUCAUGCACUGGAGUUGGUCCCAACAAGAAGGUUGCUAAACGCAAUGCUGCAGAAGCUCUUCUUAUGGAACUUGGUUACAACAACACCACAAAUACAAACAAACCCAUGAUUAAAGAUAAAGAUGACGUUACAAAUAUGCAUUCAAGCAUGGAUAAAAAUCGUAAGGUAACUUUUGUUGAGGAAGUUCCAGAAGUUCAACCAACCCAAUCUAUUGGUGGCAGUGGCGGUAGACAGUUGGUGCCGGGGGUUCUAUUGGUGACAGAACAAGCUGGAUUCCAAAAACAAAAAGAUAAUAUGGAGAAGCCUAUACAAUCUCAACAACCUCAAAUAAAAUCUCCAUCUAAUAUAAUUCAAGGUGUACGUUCGAAGGAUAAGCUGCUUUACUUAGCUCAGUUGAUGAAUAUUCAAGUUCAGUUCUCAGAUUUUCCAAAAGCUAAUCAUGAGAUGUUUUUGACUUUGGUUUCUCUGAGCACUAAUCCACCUCAAGUAUGCCAUGGAGAAGGUCCAACAACUGAAACUUCACAUGAAAAAGCUGCUUUAGAGGCUCUGAAGGUACUUUCUGAAUUGGGUCUCGACAUCGCACCUAAAGACGUUUCUGGUGGACCCGCUGGGAAUGAUAGUGCUCCCCCAGUGGUGUCCAACAAAGGGCCGGUGCACCAAAACGGCGUGAAGAAGUAAACUUUGAACUCAACGUAAACUGUACCAAUGGCCCCCCCUUUUAGAAUUGCAUCUCCCUUGUUGAUAGCUUUUUUCAGUCAUUGGUACAGAACAUUUAUACAUGAGUUCCAUGUGGCCAUGUAAAAAUUAGCAUACUUCAUAUUCAAAUAACUACGAAUUAUUUAUUUUCUUAUUUCAUGUGAUUUCAUUCAAAUAUGAUGUUAUAUGAAAUGAUUUCAUGUAUUUAUGUAUAAUUCUGGUUAUUGCUUAAGCACCGUAUGUUUCGAGUUGGUGCUACCCAUUUUCGUUUUCGUGGGCUGAAAAUGAAUUUGGGAGACAGUAGUUCAGAAUUGGUUUACAAAAUUCGUGUAUUCAAAUAUACACAUUUAGGGUUCGAAUGUUUAUAGUGUUUCUUAAACAUUUCUAAGUAUUUUAAUCAUCAAAUGUAGAUCAAUGUUAAUGUAUAAAAUAUAAAGAUUGGACUUCGUAUACAACUGUACAAACAGAAUCUGAUGAAGCUGUAACAAAUUCUUUCAAUUUGUUUAAUCUAGUAUAUUUUCACGAAACUCUGGUUUGUAUUGAAUUUUUUUUUAUUCAUUUUAGUAAUGUAACUACGUUUGAGGUGAAUAAAAAGCAAAAUGAUUGUGAAAUUAUAUCUGAUACUCUAUUUAUUAGAGUGAAACUUGCUGGCCGAGUUUAUUUAAAAAACAUAUAUUCGUACAGCUUCAAAGAUUCAAUAGUUCAUUAGUUGCAUAAUUUUGUUUUUUCAUAAUAACCCAUAAGAGCCCAAAUAAUUUUUUUCAACUUCAACUAGUUUUUCAACAUAUUACUAAACUAAUACAAAAAGUAAAUUUUUUUUCUAUAUGAACGUUCAUUUAAAAAAAAACACGUGUUGCCAAAUGGCAACAUUAGACAAAAAUAAGUACAGAAUCCCAAUAAUUUUAGUAAAAAAGAAAAAAUUAGCUUUUCGUAUGAAAAAUAGGAUUGCAUUCUAUACAAAGUUCUACGUUUCACUUUUUACACAUUGUCCUCAUUACAGAGCAGCAUCCUUCAUCUGCACAUUAUUUCUUUUUUCUUUAUCUGGUACACUUAUCAGAAAGUGGUCGAGUCUCUGAUGUCAUUGCUUACCCUGUUAAGUGUAAUGCUAUUUAUUGAAGUACUAGGUCUUCCGGCAGAUUUAUGGGAAGUUCCAUACCUAGUUAAAUAUACUUGCACUAAUUCGCGUUCAAAUUCCAAUUAAGUCAUUGUUCUUCCACUAUUUCUGUGAAGUAACCAGGCAUUUGGAAUGGAAACGUCGAUUAACCUGGUGAAUAUGCACAAUACUCUGUAUCAAUUGAUAUUCUCGUCCAUCAAAUCGAUACUCCCCAUACCUUUAUUAUAUUCGCCGAUUACAUGUGGUCUAUUGAUAUGUAUGAUUUUUUCUUCAGUUUUUGCGUGCCGUUUUAUUAUCGAGGAGGGAUGGGUACCAAAACAGAUGCUCGCUAUGGUAACAACGUUGUUGUCUAGCCAUCUACUUAAGAAAACUCCUUUCUUUCGCUCUAGCGUACAUUCGUGCGCUCCUCUUUUAUAUUAUUUACUCAUGAUUUUUUUGUUAGGUAGACUAGCAGAUUGAAGUUUGUAAAAAGGUUAUCAAAGAAGAAGUUGUACGGCAAGUGUUUCUCCUUUGAUAUUUCUGUUAACAUUGAAACAAAUGGGGGUGUACAUUUACCAAAAAACUGCUUGUCUUCAGAACUGCAGAUUUUAUUUUUACCAUGGUACAUAUCACGGCUAACAAGAUAUCCAGAUGUAGCAUUGAUUCACCAAAUUUUAAAACCAAACCUGAUAGUUUUACCACGGAUGCAUUGCUUACUUGGAUAACUGCCAAAAUAUUUGAUUAUUGAUUCAUUAUAGUUUAGGUUUUGAUGGGGACAAAUUUUUUAAGAAACCUUUGAUUCAGCGUAUGGCCGUAAUUUAAAAAGCUUAUCGUUUUUAUCAACUGCGUUGUUACUCGUAUAUUGUAUAAAUUGUACAAAGUCGAUUUAUAUUGUGCAUAUCAACAAUAACUACCUUUUCCGGGGAGAAUGUUAUACCCACUAAGAACAAGAAGUCCAAUAAAGCAUUUCAGUUCAUCAACUGUGUUGUUUGGAUCAGCUUAGUUUUUAAAAAGUGCGUAAUCUCGUGUCUCUGAUGAAAAUGUUUGAAAACAUCCUCAUCGAACAACAGGAGACAUAAUAUUGGUUGUAGUCUGGUUCGGGCAAGGAUUUAGACGUAGGUUGAAGGUCGCCAACAGUCCAACGGUAAUUUUUUUCUACAGUAGCUGAAACUGAAAAUAGUGCUGUUUUUGAAGAUUUCAGUUUGAUCCGCUUCUGUGAUAUAUGGUUUUCCUUUAGUAUUGAUAUCGUUGGUUAUAUAUUCUUCAGUAGGACCAAUUCCGCACCAGCUGCUAAUUGGUGACCGGGAAGCCUAUCUAUGUUACAAUCAUUGUAAUCUUCAUCCCCCGAUUAUUCAUUAGUAAGAGAACUAGAUUCGAACCGUAUAUCCAUUUUUAUCGGCACGGCCACGAGGAGUAGACAAGACGUUAUACACAUCCAAGUAAAUAUAUAAGCUGCCAUCUAUCCAAUACUUUCCUGAUCCAAGCUAUUUUGAAAUUCGCGCUGUAAAAUUAUAUAUUUACUGUGGCUAUUUGGAAACACUAGGCCUUAAUGGGUUAGCCUACAUUUACAACAAAGGGUUAUGAGCUGAAUAAUGCACUAAAUUUUUAUAUAUUUUUUCGAUAGCUUUUGUUAUCUACUCUAAGACAUGAUACAAGUUUAGUACUUGUUUAGUUCACCUAUGUCUUCGAACAAUAAUGGUGAUCUUAAGAAUGCUGAGUAAUGUUAGUUAAAGUGUUUUUCUGGUAUGUCUAGGGUAACAUUAGACUUUUUGAACUCUAGGUGGUUUGGAGAAGUUCUCUCAAACUUCCUUUUGAUGGUUUGGAAUUGAUUUUACGCUAAAGCUUUUUAUAUAAAGACAAAGAAUUGUGUUUUGCUUGUGGAUAUAUGUAUGUCUGUGUUAAUGAAACUAAAGUAUCUUUUUGUUUCUGCACGGAUUGUGGAUCAUGCUUUUUUAUUUAAGAUUUGGUCAAGAAUUAAAUAUUUCAAAUUCUUGAGAAUGCUUUCAGCACUAUUCAAGUUCCAUAAUGGAUUGAUUAGUUUCAUAGAAUAUACUUGAAUUAAGUAUAAGGGUUUGAUGAGAUCAAAGGUCUAAUAGAAUAAGUGUGACGAAAUAUAUUAUGUCAAUAUUGAGGCACAUUAUGAUUUUUAUUUGACAUUAGACCACUAACUGAUUUGAUUAAAAUAUGAUAUUUUACUAAUUUCUAGACUUUUUAUAUUUAGGAUUGAACAAGUAAAAAUAGAAAAUACUCAGAAAUGGUUAAAUAACACUCUUAGUUGUAUCUUAUUCCAAUAUUUCAUGUAGAUAUUUUAACAAAUAAUAAUAUAUAUGAAAUACUUUGAAGUGUCCACAUUGUGAGUAACAUAGAAUAAUGUUGAAUACAUGUUAUAAUUGUUACAAUGAUUUCGGACCCUAAUAUUAAUCAAUAUUAUUAUUAUGUUAUAUCGUUUUUAAAGCUAGUAUUUGCUAACCAUUUUCUGACAAAAUGCAUGUAUAUUUAUAUAUUGUCAGUGAAUGAGAUAAAGUUAGUUGUUCUCUCUAGAUGCGAUGCAAUUCUGAUCUGCUGAUCAAUACACUUUUUUGGAGAUUGAUUUCAGUAUUCCAGGGGCUUUGAUUUUGUUUAUAGUGUAUUAAAUGUAAACAAACUUAUUAUGAGAUGGUAAUUGAAUUGUGUAAUAUGAUGAAUACUUGAUUUAUUAAUUUAUUAACUUGAAUGUUUGCGUUAUGAAAUUGCCUCCAAAAAGAAUUUGAAAUCAAUAAACAUUCUACACAAAUAAAAAAAUUGAGUUUUCUCUU